AACUUAUUUUGUGUUCUGAUAGAGUGCAACUGCGACAGUUUAACUAAACUCAUGAGGCAUAAGUUUUAUUCUUCAAGAAACAAUAGGUACACAUCAUUAAUUUAUAAGUCCAAAAAUCAAUAUAGCAACUAAGGAUUGUCCCUUUAAGAGUGGUUGGUAACACAUGUCUUGUAUCGAGUUCCAAUUUUUCCAAUGUCCUGAAGCAAGCAGUGUGAAUUUAUGUGCCGGAGUGCGCGUGUAUGUUGGCACUUACUUUUAACACCUGUUUACUCUCCUCCUUCUGUGUAUCUGGUGUUCAGUGGGUCUCGUGGGUCUCAAUAUUACGUACACAAACCAUGCCUCAUCCUCGGCUUUUCACUUGAAAAGAAAGAUGAAGUCUCAGUGUGUGAGUUCCAAAUACCUUUAAUGGAACCCCCAGUGUGUUUUUCUUUAAGCGUGUCAUGUCAGAAUGCACUCACUGUUCCAGAAUUGGAUUGUUACUCAACAGGACAGUUAACCCGCCCUGCCCUCAAACCAAGUCAUGCUGCUUGCCAAUUAUCUACAGAGUGGUUGCAGUUGCGUAAAAAAUCACCUAGCAACCACACCAGUCGCCAUGUUGGGAGACCAGAGUCAGUAUGGUGGAGUCCUCCAAUUGUCCAUAUAGCUGGCUGGGUUUUGCUACCAACGGAAACUUCUGAAAGAUUGCCCAUUAUUUCGUUUUUCGAAGGACCCAGAAAAUGGAGGCAGUGGGAGAACCUAUUAAAAUCCCUUCGUCCAUGCUCCUCAUUUCACUGGGUGUAAGUCCAGGGAGCAGGUGACGUUUAGCUGUUGGUGGAGCGCCGGAAGCUUCCAGAAUCUCACGGAACCCGGAGCACUGCAAAUGUUCUACUGGAAGAAAAAUGAUUUGACGAAAGAAUGGAGGGAGUGCCCUGACUACUCCUCCUCUGUGAAGAAUGAAUGUUUCUUCAAUAAGAACAACACAGUUAUCUGGACGACCUACUGUGUGCGGCUCAGCUCUAAAAGCCAGAACAUCACCUACGAUGAAUUGUGCUUCGAAUUGCAGGACAUCGUGCACCCUGAUCCCCCGGUGGCCCUGAACUGGACGCUGUUGAACGUCAGCCGGUCGGGCCUGAACUAUGACAUCAUGGCGAGCUGGGAACCCCCGCCUUCGGCUGACGUAUCUGUUGGAUGGUUGACACUGGUGUACGAACUCCAGUUCAGGAGGAGGAACAGCUCACACUGGAAAGUGUUGGAGCAUGAGUUUGGCACUCAGAAGUCAAUCUACGGCCUUAGUACAGGAGAGGAGUAUGAGGUGCGCGUGCACUGCUCAAUGAGGGCCUUCAAUAACUUUGGGGAGUUCAGUGAUGCCAUCUUUGUCCAUGUGUCAGAGAUUCCCAGUAAAGAGUCCACGUUCACUGUGAUUCUGGUCCUGAUCUUCGGUGCUGUGGGCGUGGCCAUUUUCCUCAUGCUCAUCAUCUUCUCUCAGCAGCAGAGACUUAUGGUGAUUCUUCUGCCUCCUGUCCCUGCACCCAAAAUCAAAGGGAUUGACACAGAACUACUUAAGAAGGGAAAGCUGAAUGAGCUGAACUUCCUCCUGAGUGUUGGUGGCAUGGGGAGUCUCCACCCCUUCCCCCCUGACCUGUACCAGGACGAGUCCUGGAUGGAGUUCAUCGAGCUGGACGCAGACGAGCCUGAGCCUGGGGAGAAGGAGGACAACCUGGGCUCGGACACACAGAGACUGCUGAGCCUGGGUCACAACAACCACCGCACAAACCAUGGCUGCUCUCACACCCUCAGCAUCCCUGAUAUUGACUAUGAUCCAGAGCUGCCUGACCAGGAGACCCUAAUGUUGAUGGCUGCCCUCCUGUCCAGCCAACCUGAAAAAGUUGAACCCUGCCUGGGGAACCGGCGGAGCCACUCCAACCCCCCGGCCAUAGAGGUGCUGGAGGUCCCAUGCCCAAGGCUCCAAGCUCCAGGCUUAGCUCCAGAGGGAGGGGAGAGGCCCCUGGUCCAGACCCAGCUGGGAGGCCCUCAUAGCUGGGUCAACAUAAACUUCUAUGCCCAGGUCAGCGAUGUAAUGCCCGCCGGAGGGGUGGUGCUCUCACCAGGCCAGCAGGUCAGAGCCCCGGAGGACACUCCAACAACAGAGGAGGAUAAGAAGAAGAUUGGGAAGAUGGAAGGAGGAGAGGAGGAGGAGGAGAGGAGAAAUAAGAAGUUGCCGUCUCAGCUGCUGGUGGUGGAUCCUGAGGCUGGGGGCUACACGAUAGAGAGCAGUGGCCGGCAAAUCAGUACCCCUGACCCCUCCUCACCCGGGAAGGUUUACCACGCCUUCCCCCCACCUCCCCCCUAUCUCCUGCAUACCACCCCCCUAGGGGACUACCAGUCCCCGUACAUCCUUCCCAACUCCCCUGCUCAGUUCCUGCCCCCUGUUUUGGACUACACUGUGGUUCAAGAUAUUGACUCCCAGCAUAGCCUUCUCCUCAACCCUCCUUCCCCCCAGAGGUCCCCCUCCUGCCCCCCACAACCCCCCUCCAAGCACCUGCCCACAAUGCCCAUAGGGUACCUCACCCCGGACCUGUUAGGUAAACUCUUGCCUUAAAGAAAAAAACACCUCCCAGGAGGCCUUGGGGCGUAGAGGUCAGAGUUCACACGCCAGGAAGUCAGUAAUCAUACCAGAAAGACAGUCUUGUUCUACCUGAAACCAAAUAUGUUACGGGACAGACAGGCACGAUGUUUGUUUGAGAGGGGGAUGGAAGGGAAGCUGGGAAAGAGAAACGUUUAGAUGUUGUGUUUGGGUUUUAUAUAAGUGAUACUGGAACUUGAGGAAAGAGUAAAUUGGCCUUUCUGGUUUGACUUAGCUUAAAGAAAGACUUGUGUUGAACAAAUCUUAGUGUGCUCUGUCUGACUAAGACCGAGACUCCCAAAAACCCACUAUCUGAAACCUUUAAAUGCCCAGAUUUCUAAUAUAACGUUACACACAGAUGAACGUAUGCACCACAUAUACGCGGGCAGACAAGCUCAGACAUGAUUUUAGUUGUAUGUUAUCUGACGCUUUAAGGUAUCUAUCCCUUGACUGAUUAGGUGCUAUGUAAACAAUUUCCUUGCAGACACACCCAGUCCCACCUUAAUGUUUCCUACUAUGAUCGAUUAUAGAAAUGUCAGAGAGAAGUGAGUACAGAAGCAAGCUCACAUAUGUCAUAUAACAUAUAGAUGUUUAAUACUGGAGCAUAUUGGCUUAAGUCUUAACUGUACUGUAGACGGAUCAAGUAACAGAAUGUAAUGGAGAAUAACAAGCAAAUUUAUACAAUCACACACACACGCAGACAUUUACAUCAUCGUUAUCGCCUCAUUAAUUGACAGAGCACUUAAGUGUGCUGUUUGUCAAACUUACCGCCACAAUCAGCGCAAAGUGACUAUUGGUGACUAUUGUUGUUCAUUUAGCACUCGUUAUUUUGCUAUACGUUGCUUGCAUUUUCAUGCUUAUAUUUAGCUUUGAAUUCUUGCGGCAGAGUCAUCUAAUCGCUACCAGACUGAGGUCACAGUAUGGAACACAGCCAUUAGACAACCUGUCUGCACUCAAUGUGAAAACUCACUCUGAUUACCAUAAUAAAUGGAGAACAAGGCAGGUCAUAACAGCGAACAUGUUUCACUUGUGUAAUGAGACAUUAACGAGCACAGACUAGAGUCUCACAAUACAGGAAAGACUGCUUUUGUAUGUUCUACUUACUUUGCCUUCAUUUUAACUGCAGGGACAAGAACUGAAAAUGUGCAGAGGUACUUAGAAUAUGUCUUUCUCUCUGUGUUUCUGCUGUUCUCAAUGUAGUUGCAAUGCCAACGUUAAUGUGCUGUCGCUUGCGCAUUAUGAUAGUGGAAUGAGCCUCUUUUGACGUAGUGAAACGUACUUAGACACUCAGGGUUUUCUAUAUGCACCCAACUUUGCAAACACACACACACACACGCAAGCACAUACAUACACACCAUUUCAAAACGUGGAAAAGACAGUAUCCACUUUGCUUUUGAGCUGACGUAUACACACGCACACACAUUGUUGUAAAAAAAAACUGGUGGUGAGUUGAAAAUGUGCUAGUUUGUGUAUCUGAUCUGCAUUAGUGAUUGACAAGACGCUCCGUAGAUACAGUAGAUUAUACGUGUAUCAUCAGAAGAAAGAUCAUCUUCAUCCCGGAGAGAAACCGUCAGAUCCAGUGGUUGCGUGAGGAGCUAGAGUAUGUGUUUGGUGUUGGACAUUGUACGGUAUAGUCAUAAUUGUUCGUAGGCAAUGAACGCUUUAAAGGUGGAUGUGAACCUUUCAGGGCCAUCAUUAUUGGAGAGUCUUGUCUCUGUGUAUGACUGUGUUCAUUCUGUCAGAUCCAUUCAGCGUAUACACUCUUAGAAAAAAGGGUUCUUCGGCUGUCCCCAUAGGAAAACCCUUUGGUUUCAGGUAGAACCCUCUGUGGAAAGGGUUCUGCUAGUU
Molecule: messenger RNA, 4450 nt
Organism: Salvelinus namaycush (lake trout)
Lineage: Eukaryota; Metazoa; Chordata; Actinopteri; Salmoniformes; Salmonidae
Product: growth hormone receptor-like
Exons: 9
Coding region: 860-2578 (572 amino acids)
Cellular component (GO): extracellular region
Molecular function (GO): hormone activity
Source: RefSeq, a predicted model, not a curated record